Messenger RNA from Mercenaria mercenaria, 1845 nucleotides. RefSeq lists its product as uncharacterized. Bases 159 to 1379 code for a protein of 406 amino acids. NCBI's taxonomy places the organism in Eukaryota, Metazoa, Mollusca, Bivalvia, Venerida, Veneridae. The record is from RefSeq and is a predicted model, not a curated record. The transcript is spliced from 2 exons.
UCUAAAACUGAUAAUACGUGUAAAUAUCGCCAACAUUUAACAAACACUAUGGCCAUGUAUAUGACCUUAUUUAAAAUAUUUGCGUUACUAUUGCAUCCUUAUUGACAUGUUGGACUACUGGAUUAAAACAUAAGGAGUCGUUACGCAAGAAACCUGGAAUGAUGUUGCUCGUCAGUGGUGAACGUGGCUCUACGGACAACACCAUUUCCCCUGUUCGACGGGAAGUUUGUGGUAGCCGGCGAUGCGAUGGCGCCGGAAAUGACGGAGGGAUUUCAUUCAAAGCGUGUUAUAUUAUUGGAUUCUUAUUUUGCUUGACAAAAAUGAAACCGAAAUCAAGAAUUAUUUUGACCUGGUUCUACACAGUUAUCUGCGCAUGCGUAACUGGAAGUCUUGUAGCACGGUACCACUAUUUGAACAAAUUGGCAGCAUCUCCUACAGACAUGAGAGAAAUUGACAUGGUUUCCACUACCUUUUGUGAAUCAGUAACAGUAACGUCUUCAUCACCAAUAACUGUAUACAAGUUCUAUUCCGUACCGGAAAUAGGGAACACUUAUACAGACUUUUAUCGUAGAGUUUCCACGAAUUUAGAACGGGAUGAAUACCAAUAUUGGGGCUUUUAUCUAUUGAAAGGCUCAAUAAUCACAGCACGUGUUUGUGGUCGAGCUUAUCUCUAUAGAAUUGUUGGAAAAGACAAGCUUAAUCAAUGGAUUGGUGGAUCUCACCGAGAUAGUUCGGAUGGCGGCCCAAUACUGACAAAUUAUUGUGGUUCAGGAAUAUAUCAACCUAUCAUAGUGAAUGUAACGGCGACCAAGUCUGAACAGUAUUACUUUCUCUUUCUCAAUACAGUGCUUAUAAAUGGACAACGAACAAAUGUUAAGGUUGAUUUUGUUCUGCAACGGAAGUUCUACAUGGGUCGAAAUAACGUGUCUACAAUAGUCUGCAUGGAAAGUUCAAACUGCACUGUACCUCUCUCGGCACAGUCUUCGGAAACCGUCGUUUUCUACGUACCAGACCAUGUAAGAACGGAUGAAAUUCAAGUGAUAAGUAGAUGUAAACCGCGUGUGUAUAUGUAUAUUCUAGUUUUCGGCAUUCUGCCAUUUCUUAUAGGAACAUUAAUAACAUGUGCUAUUGUGAAAUUUACUCGUAAACGUAACACAGAAACAGAUAGACCCGGGCGAAGUAUUUUUACUGUGUCUGAUAAUGAAGAUGAGACACUUCAAGGAUAUAUCAAUGAAAACUUUCAGUUGCAACUUAGUCCUCCGAGUUAUGCCGAGGUGCAGUCAUUAAGCUCUCCAAGUUACUCCGAGGCACCUCCGAGUUAUGACGAAGCCGUUAGCAACAACCAAGGAAAAGAAAUGGUGGAAACAAGGUCAAACUGACUGUGCUUACUGUGCAACACAAGGUCAAACUGACUGUGACUUAUUGUGUAACAUAUUUAUUUGUUUGCUGUGAUAUUUGUCGUUGUCAAUUUACUUUGUAUUCAUAAAUGAAAGAAAAGUCAUUUAUUUUUUACACUGUGGAAAUUGUGAAAUGACUAAUGCACUGUAUUUGAUGUUUCAAAUGCUGUACUGUAUGGAGGACCGAAGGACGGUCAGUAUUACGUUGAAACAAUUCAUCCUUUCCUAUAUUUGUUUUGUAUUUAUUCAAAUAGACUUCAAGCAUUUACGUUUUUACAGGUUUUAUGUACAGCAAAAUCACGUGAAGUAUCAGCGUAUACUAGUAUAGCCGUUUAUGCUCCAUCUGCAAUACGAAGACAGCAAUGUUUAAAAAGUCCUCUUUAUAGGAAGACUUACGUAGUUUGUCUACUUUUGUUUCCUUUGUGAUAAACAAUUUUAUCUUUGAAAA